UGGAAAAACUUGACAGCUAAAGAAACAAUUUACCAUGUCAAAUAUCCAAGCAGACGUCUCACCUGGAGACGAUUUUCCCCUCCAUCACGCAGUUUUCAGUGGCGACACAAAACUUGUAUCUCAGCUAAUCAGGGUUCAUGAUCUUGCUCAAAAGGAUGUUCAUGGUAAUACACCACUGCAUUUGGCAGUGAUGCUUGGCCAUAAAGAAUGUAUAAUGUUGCUGCUCUCCCGAGGAGCACCGGUGAAGGUGAAGAACAACACAGGCUGGACACCGCUUGCAGAAGCUCUCAGCUAUGGAGACAGAAAAAUAAUUGGCAUGUUACUGCGGAAGUUAAAGCAGCAGUCCCGUGAGCUGCUGGACCAGAGAAGACCAGCGCUUAUACAGGCCUUGGAAGAUAUAGGAGACUUCUAUCUAGAGCUCAAGUGGGACUUCCACAGCUGGGUGCCUUUAGUUUCCAGAAUUCUGCCAUCAGACUUAUGCAAAAUACACAAAAAAGGAUCAUGUAUAAGACUAGACACAACAUUGGUGGACUUUAACGACAUGCGCUGGGAGAGAGGGGACAUUACUUUUGUUUUUAACGGAAAGGCGAGUCCUCAUAAUGCCCUCACCGUCAUGGACAACAAGCUUAAGGUCUACCAGAGAAUUCGAUAUGAGGAGACGGACCAGGAGGUCGAGGAGGAGAUAGACAUUCUGAUGCGCAGUGACAUCAUGGCCGCCCAGAUGUCCACGAAGAACAUCACCUUCUCCCGCACACAUAGUGGAUGGCUCUUUAGGGAAGAUAAAACCGAGAAUAUAGGCGAGUAUGCAGCUGAGUUCUUCAACAUCAAUGGUUUAGUAUUGGAGUCCAAGAAAAGACGAGAGCACCUGUCUCAAGAGGAUAUACAGAAGAACAAGGCAAUGGUGGAGAACCUUACCAAGGGAUCCUGGGAUAACAAAGAGUUUAGUCGUCGAUCAUCACUGCCACCCCCAGAGUCACCAACUGUCUUGUGGGAAGAGUACAUAUCAGCUCCCAUAGGUAACGUUCCAUGCAUUGGCAGGCCACACUUGUCCAAGGAGAGCCAGAAAAACUUCAAAGCUACAAUAGCCAUGAGCAAAGACUUUCCAAUGACAGUGGAUGUGUUGCUAGAUGUACUGGAGGUGAUAGCACCCUUUAAACAGUUCCAGAAACUCAGAGACUUCAUGGAGAAUAAACUUCCCCCUGGUUUCCCUGUUAAACUGGAGUUGCCAGUCUUCCCCACAGUAACUGCCAAAGUGACAUUCUGUUUCUUUGAAUGGCGGGAUGACCUUUCAGACGAGCUUUUCUCUAUUCCGUCCACGUAUCUCGAGGACCCAACCCGAUUUCCCGAUUUAUGACUCCUGCAA
Molecule: messenger RNA, 1363 nt
Organism: Mya arenaria
Lineage: Eukaryota; Metazoa; Mollusca; Bivalvia; Myida; Myidae
Product: ankyrin repeat domain-containing protein 13C-like
Exons: 13
Coding region: 35-1354 (439 amino acids)
Cellular component (GO): cytoplasm
Molecular function (GO): protein binding
Source: RefSeq, a predicted model, not a curated record